GGGUAAAACGUGAAGGUACACCGAACCGCAUAAAAGAACCCUUAAGGAACAGGAAGAAGGAAGGAAGAAGAAUAAUAGUAGGACGAGACGCCAAGAACGGCAAAGGCGAGGCGCAUCGGAGACCAUCUGAUCUGACGCCACGUCCUUUCUUCUUCUUCUUUUUGGGGUUUCUCUUCCUGAAUCCUCCUCACAUGUUUCCGUUCUUCUCUCUUUUUACUGCCACUCUGGAACGAAAAGGAACCUUCUCUUUUCCGCUCCCUUUUGUUUUGUAGUUCAUUACGCGCUUAUUAUUAUUAUUUAUUAUUACUAGUUUCUGUUCUGUGGUCUUCGUUUCCGAAGCGGAAUUGCGCUCGAGUGUAACGCGUCUGUGCGUUGCUGUAUAUAUAUAUAUAUAUAUAUUUGUCCUCUGCUUCUUUUCCUAUCCAAAACUAUAUCGUCACUCAGUAAGCGGAGAGGAAAGGAAGAGAAGGGGGAAAACCAUCGUGUGCACGUGACUUCCCCUGUGUAAGACCUCUGUGUGCGUCCACAUCUUGCUUUAAUAAUAAGGAAGAAAAAAUAUCUUUAAGUUCAAAAGAAAUCUUAAAAGCUUCGGAGCACACUCACACACUCACGGAACAGCAUUUUGUAUUCCUCUUCUAAAGUUGCUGUCUCUCUUUCCUUUUUUUUCUUUUCGAGGUCGUCUUCACAGGUGUGCGAGGGAGAUCGUCUUAACCCCCUUUUUCUUCUCGUGUGUGUGUGUUGUGGUGAGGGGGGAGAGUUGUUUCCUUCUGGUUUUUCUGCGGUAGGUGAGUGUGUGCGGAGUUUGUGGUGACCAUUUACUUCUCCUCUACAUAUAUAUAUAUAUUCCCGCUUGUUUUCGAAUUUAUUUUGGGUGGAGUCGCACACUGCGCGCGAGCAUCCACGGGACCUGCCGACGCUGCCGCUGGCGUCGUUGUUGGUUCGGUUUCCUUUGCCUUUUUGUCCGUAUAUAUAUAUAUACGGAAGUGCUCUUGCCCUUUGGUGUCUGUUCCUUUUUGUUUUGUUUUACAGCUCACCCAACGGCAUCGUCGCCCUCUCUCUUUCCCUUUUUUUCUAAAGAAAAUAUUCUCUGUCUCUACUGCCGUUGUCGCACUCCGCUUUUGACUCCGCAACGCUGCAGCGAGGGAGGCGAUCAGCAGACGAGCAGGAGAGGGGAACAUCGAUUGUGCAAGGAGAGAGAGAGAGGAGUACUCGCGGAAAUUGGUAGCGCCCCGACGGAGGACGACGCAGCGGGUAAGAAGAAAGAAGGGUGGUGGCGGAACAGGACUUGCUUUUUUUUCUUUCCCCCCUCCUUUUAUUUCGCCGCCUGGCCGAUUGUUUUGGUUUUGGUUUUCUCUUUCUGAUCUUGUCUUCCGGUGGUGCGAGCACACGCGUUGCUAGACGGCAAAACAGGAUUCUGUGUCUUCCCCCUUCCCUUUUCUUUUCUUAUUGCACUCAAGCAUUAAGCACUCACCAUCUUAGCUGUUUUCUCUCUCUUCUCUUUUCCCUUUUAUUAUCAGUAUAAGCCUCCCGGCUGUAGUUGACCGUUAAGGAAAUUUGUAACAAGCAAACGAAAGUGCCGCAUAGCUUUCAAAAAAGAAAAGGAGGAAGAUUGACGUCGAUACGGACACCGCGUCCGACGACGGAUCUCUGUAAAGAUAGCAGUAGCUCUUGUUUUUGUUCUUGUUUUUUUUCUGCUUUACACCAGUUUAGGUCCAUCCACCCAGAAUGUCUGCGCUGAGCUUGUCACGCGACUCCCCGUUGUCUAGCACGGGACUGGCGUCGUCCGCUCAAGCGCAAGGGGCAAGCGCGCCACUGCCUUCUACCUCAGCCACUCCUGUCGGUGGGGGAGCCGCCUCAGCCGCACGGCAAACUUCGUCCUUUCUGCGAAAGCCGCCGUCGUCGUCGUCUUCGUGGUGGACCCGUGCCAUACAUACGCCUGCAACGUCUGAGGUUCAUAAGGAGGCGGACGCACCGGCCAACAUCGGCGAUGGAGCGUCCUUCCUCACCGCCGCCGUCCUGGCUGCGCUUGCCGCGGCCACCGCCACCGUCGCCUACCGCGUCUACAGCCACCUUCGCGAACGGCCUGCCCCACCGGCGCCGCGUCGUCCGCCGUUGAGGCGCGAGGAGGGGUCGCUGUCCGCGAGGAUAGGACUGACCGACCCGUCGACGGCUGAGAAGUCCUUGGCGGUCUCGCCGACGGCGACCGUGACGUCGCAACGCACAACGGCGGAUGUCUCCGACGGGUUGACGGCGACAAGUCGAAGCUGCAGCAGCCGUGUGUCGCCGCGCCCUCGCACUUCGUCGGCGCAGGAUACACGUCCCGACCCCGCAGAGAAGGACCAGGAGGGAGGAGAGGAGGACGAGUAUGCGGAGGAGACCGUGGAAGGAGAGGCCGAGGACGCGUUCGACGUGAAGGAGCGGGGGCCCGCCAAGCUCGUCGCGCCGUCACAGCGAAGCGAAGACGUAGCAGCUGCCGACACUCGCACGCCAACGGUGGCGGCGAACAACGACGCCUCAACCACCUCGCACCCUUCCGCUGACCCGGCAGCGCCAUUUCAGGUGUUGCUAUCAAAAGCCGCAGCUGCACCGCCGCGCUCCACCGGGUCGAACCUGUUGUUGUGCAACUACUACGACCUGGAUCUCUACGCGCAAAACGGCAUCGCAGCCGGCGCGCACGGGUGGCCGCGCGUCUUUGGUCUUCUCUCUGCCAGCGCCGCAGCCGGGCCGCCGCAUCACGGCGACGGCGCCAGUGCCGAGGCGAAGGCGACGGACACGUACUUGGACAUGUUGGAUGCGGCGAGCCGAUCACUCGUGGGUGGUGCCGACCAGGGCCUCGAGGGCCGCCCCAACCCCCGCUCCAUGACCUGCACCUACGAAGGAUCUCGAGUGACGGCGAACGAGUACCCCGCGCUGCUGCGUGAAGCGCUAAGCACAAGCGCGACGGGCCCCAACGCAAACGCCAACACCACCGGCGCCUACCGCAACGCCCACCCCAGCAGCACCAGCAGUGACGCCUCGGUACGGAGCAGCAGCACGUUUGCCUGGUCCGCCACGAGCUACGCCCUUACGACGGCGCCGCCAUCUGCAACGACUCCUUGUUUCGCCGAGGUGCCGUACCUCCAGCGCACUGGCCGUCGUCUGUCCUCCGUCGAGCCUUCCGCCGUGUCGGGCACCACCGUGAGCCCCUCCCAGUACUCCCUAUCCUCCGACACCAAAGGCGUCCCCCUCCAUGUUCUGCAACACAUUUCCCUCCACGGCAGCCGCAGCUGGAGCGACGGCACCGGCAGCGCGUCCGGCCGCACGAGCAACACCACCUCGGCGCUGCAGCAGGCGACGGUGCUGUCCCCGGUUGCACUGGCGCGUGCGCAGCGAAACUUGCAAAAAGACAUCUCGACGCUGGUAGCGACGACUGCGGCGGCGCGGCCACCACCGUCCGUCCCCGCCGCCUCCGCCGCCUCCGCCAGCUUGCGACGCUCGCCCGUGACCGCUUCGGUCAGCGUCGGCGCGACGCCGCGCUCCAUCGGCCGGCUUCCGCCGUUGCGAACGCCGCUGAGUGAGGCGAGUAGCCGUGUUGGCUCGACCGCUGCGCUGGACACGCUGGACCGGGCCGCCAGCGCGACGGCUUCGUCAGCCAUCACCACGGAUGGGUUUCCUGCUAGGGAGGCGUACGCAGAGCGACAGCAGGCGAUGCGGGCACGCGCCGACGCGAAGGACCGUCAACGACAAGCUGCCCAGAUGUCUCUCUCACGGCUCGACGCCGUUGGUGUGUUUCCCACGAUACACGCCGGACAGAACAGCAGCAGCUCGACCGCCGUCCCCGCUGCACCGGAAGGGGAUGAGGACGGCGUGGUAGAGCCUUUUUCGCCCACCACUCUAGCACGCCGUCGCACCAUUGCGGAGCAGCUGGCCUUGUUGACCAGCCGACGAGAGCGGCAGCACCGAUACACGCAGCAGCUGCAGGGCCUGCUGCACGAGGCACCUUCUUUUUCUUCUUCCUCUUCCCCCACCGGUGCUGUCUCCGCGGCCUCCGGCGCGGGUGCUGCGGCUUCCUCCGAUAGUGUGUCGCCGGUGCAGUACAGCCUCACGCGAGCGGCGGAUGCCUCCCAUGCUGUUUGUCCGUGCGGCUUCGCCGUGCAGUCGUUGACGGAUGUGUCACCAGGGGUGUAUUACUCCUCGCUGCUCCAGCAUCACUACCACUGCCGAAAUCGGGCGCACUCUGACGUCACAACGGAGGUGCUGCAGAGCAAACGACGCCGGCUGCGCGAGCGGCGUACGCGCGCCGCCGCCGCCGCCGCACUCGGAGAUGCAAACGAAAGCAACGAGAUGGGCACGUGUGAGGACGAGGAAAAGGAUGUUGAAGACCAGAAAGCCGCCAAGGCGGUGACGACGGCGGUGGCCGGUGUCUCCACCCCCGUGUCGGACCAGUCCGCAGCGGGGCGGGAGGUGUACCCUCUGCCGUGUCAUCGGGCGGGUUGCAUCGCCUCGAUGAGCGCGACCUCCUCCACCACCGCCGCUGCUGCUGCUGCUUUUGGAAGUGGUGACCCACGCUCAAGGGAGGCGUCGAACCACUCCACCGGCACCAACCUGAGCGGGAAAGGCACUGCGGUUGUUGGACGGGCGCGUACGUGGACUUCCGCCACACCGGCGACGGCGACCGUCUCGGUGCCACCGCCGGCCCCUCUCUCCCUCGCCCCGGCCGCCGCAGCGUUGCCGAAGUCGACCGAGCCCCCGCACGACCGCCGUGUGGAUGACAUGACGGUGAAGCACCAGGACGACGGCUCCGCCUCCUACUCCAUCUCCCUCACCUACCACGAUAGCACGACUGGAAUGUCACGCACGGUGAACACGAGCGCGUUGCCGCCGCUGCGGCGUGGUGGCGGCGCCGGACACGCGGCGGCUCCCAUUCCCGGCCUGUCGUCACUCUCCGACUGCAGCGCUGCCCUACCGUUGGCCGCCGCUGCCGCACGCAUGACGCGUCCGACGAUUGCAGGCUCGCCGACAAGUCUUGGCGGCAGCGUCACGACCGCCGCCGCUGCUGCUGCGCGUCGAUGCUCGAGUAAUAGCCCCUCCCCUGCCCGCGGAGCCGCAGGAGGCGCGGCGGAGGCGGAGCGCACGGCUUCGAUCUCGCCUGCCGGCGUCGGUGUGAUGAAUGCACGCGGCUCUCGUGCGCGGUCAGCAACGGCGGCGGGCGUUGGCGGCUCCUCGACCGCAGCUGCUGCUGCUGCCGGGUCGACAGUGGUCGUCGCUGCCGGUGCGCCGAUCAAUCACUUCGCGGCCCCGCUUCCGCCCUCCGAGCCGCAGCACGGCCCCCGUCUGCAGGGUGUGGCGGGCCGCAACGGCGAGAUGGCCAUUGGCGCCUUCCUGGGCGGCGGGGCCUGCGGCAAGGUAUACGAGUGCCUCAACACGGAGACGGGACAGGUGCUCGCGGCGAAGCAGAUCGUGUUCGACGCCAAGGAUCGGAAGCUGCGCACGCGACUGAAGCAGCUAGAGUUGGAGCUGGAGGUGCUGACGCUGGCGGCGCGGCACCACGUGCAGUGGAUCGUCGGCUUCUUCGGUGCCGAGAAGCGUGGUCACUCGGUGCUUAUGUACCUGGAGUACUGCCAGCGCGGCUCGCUGCUGGAUUACAUGGUGGAGGGGAACAGCGCGGAUGCUGCGGUCUGGGGCGACGUGGACAAGAAGGACGGCGGCGAUGACGCGAGGGACGACCGAGAUAGCGUUGCUGCGGUGCGGAGUCGUGCCGCUUUUGCAGCGCGAUCUGCCUCUGCCACGACGGUGCCAGGUGGUGCCACGGUGGAAGACGCCAGCGCGGACAACAGCGAUGCUCCAGCAUUCGACCCGGGCCGGUACAAUGCCGACGACGAUGCCCCUGCUGCGGCAGUCGACCCGUGGCGACACACGGGGACGGACGAUGGGGCGGCGAACUGCCACAUCACCGACUCCACACUGCAGGGUCUCCGGAAGGUCCAUCAGGGCCAAAGCCACGGCGGGCUGCCCAACGUGGCACGGAGCGGCAUCACCGACGGCGCAGAGGAAGACGCGGCACGGCCCAUUACCGGCAAGCCGCCGCGCAACGCUCGCACUCGCCUUGAGGAGGAGGAGGAUGGAGCGUUUCACGUGCGCAUCGGCAGCACCCUGACCAGCCCCUCCUCCGGCGACCCCUCCAUGGCCUACUCCGGCUCGACGUGGGAGACGAUGCCGCUUAAUGAGGCUCUGCACCCGCAGAUGCCGCCGCUCUCCAUUGAACAGGUCCAGUACUUCACCCGGCAAAUCGUGGAGGGCCUACGCUUCAUGCACGAGCACAACUACGCCCACCUGGACGUCAAGACGGCGAAUGUGCUCGUAACGGCGGAUGAGCAGUGCCGCCUGGCGGACCUCGGCUGCGCGAUGCGGCUGCAGACGCCCCCAGCGACCCCCGCACACAGCGAGGCCGCAGCCGAGGAGCCGACCAGUGUCUCUGCCGUCAUCGCGAAGACAACUCAGCCCCUCGCCGGCGACGCGGACGCCCAUCAAGACAUCGAGAACAGCAGUGGCGACGGCGCGUCUUCGAUCGUCUCCCCGCCCACCUACCCGGUGCUGGUCGACCACGACGCCAUCACGGAGCUCCGUGGGACGGCGCUGUAUAUGGCCCCGGAGAUGAUCCGCUUCGAGAGCCACGCCAUCGGCAGCCCGGCCGACAUUUGGUCACUGGGGUGUGUCGUGAUGGAGAUGGCGACGGGGUGUGCACCGUGGCGGCACAUCGCGAAGGACAAGCUCCGCGUCUUGUAUCGCAUCGGCUCCGCUAGAGAGGAGCUGCCGCUGCCGCCGCUGGUGCGUGCGUGGGCGGAGGAGGCGUCGGAAUGGCUGGCGGACGAAGGCGCCCAGUCACCGACAACGGUGGCACGGAACGCUGCUGCUGCUGCGGAGGCAUCCUUCCUGUUGACCGAAGAGCCGGACAAGAGCCACAGUGCUGAUGAUGAGGAGCGCCUCCAUGCACACGGCGGCAUCCGCGGCCGAGUGGAGGCGGACAUGGCACUAGCAGAGGAAGAGGAAGCGCCGUACCGCCAGCGCCGUCGCCUUGAUGAUGCUGAUGCUGAUGUUGACUGUGUCGCAGCGGCAGCUGAUUGUGGCUGCAAGGAGGGGCGUGACGUGACGGUCGAAGGUGCGGCGCACAGUUCGGCAAGCCACUCGGACACGCUGGUCGGUCACUGGGUGCGGCCCGGCAGCACGUGUGCCGCGGUGUCCCCCUCUCCGCUCUCCGUCACAGCUUCACCGGUGCCAUCGGAUAUCCUUGUCGCGUCUCCUACACUGCAUAGGCACGCAACGUGCGGCAGCGUGCGCGGCGACAGGUUCGUUCUAAAAACUGGGUCCAUGCAAACGGCGGACGAAGCGGCCACCACCACCACCACCGCCACCACUUCUGCAGCCGAGGAGCUGCUCUUCCAGCGUCAAUACAGGGUAAUGCAGCUUUACGUGGAGUUGCAGAGCUUCGUGUCUGCGUGUGUGAGGGUGCGGCCAGAGGACCGGAGCAGCGCGGAGGAGCUCCUGCGUCAUCCUUUCCUUGCCCUGUAG
This is a messenger RNA of Leptomonas pyrrhocoris, 7548 nucleotides long. Its product is annotated as putative protein kinase. The record is from RefSeq and is a predicted model, not a curated record. The coding region runs from base 1726 to 7548 and encodes 1940 amino acids. Gene Ontology annotation, molecular function: ATP binding; protein kinase activity. Lineage: Eukaryota; Euglenozoa; Kinetoplastea; Trypanosomatida; Trypanosomatidae. Gene Ontology annotation, biological process: protein phosphorylation. The transcript has a single exon.